AUGGCUUCAUCCAUUAGCAAGGCCAAUCAAGAGGAUGCAAUUUCAUAUAUACAAAUUUCUGAUUUACUAAAUGAUGAUGAAACUGUUAUACAAGGUUACAUUGAGCUAUUGAGAAAAUAUUUCAAAGUGGAACUUUCCACUUCAACUAGUCCAUUUCAAGUCCGGGAUGCUCUCAUAAACUUUGAAAAGCAUGUGUUGAUUCCAGAUGUUAAAAGAUUAAGUCUUCGUUCAGGAAAUUAUGAGAAGAUAUUAGGGGUCCUUUGUAUUUCUAGAGCUGUGCUUUUAUUUCCUUCUCUUGGAUUGGUGUCUGCCCCUGGUUUCAAAGCUCUUUGGGAGAGAAAACACACUAAUAGCCUCCCAUCAAAAAAUUCAGUUGCAAGAGCUUCUCUGAAUCAACAUAUCUACGAUAAAGUGGUUUUCACAAAACUAGAAGAUAUCUAUUUUGAAAAUAGAUUUAGACUCAUUUUGCAUGAAAUUAGAAAGAAAUUGGGGACUUUAGAUGAUGAUGUUAUUGAUGAUCUAAUUUUAAAAUUUGGCAAUGAAACUUAUAUUAAUUUAGAAGAGGCCGCUUUAGUUACGUUCAACGAAGGGGAAACCGCUAAAUGGAUCUUAGCAAAACUUUUGAACCCAAUUAUAGUAUUUUUGUACAAUAAUCUAUUGAAUGAAGAUGGUUGUGAGUUGAGAGCAGCUGUACAAAAGAUAGAAUACCUGAAGAUGGAAAAAUUAAAAAACCUUCCAAGUGGUGACUUUAGAUUAUGUGAAGAAACUUUUCAAACAUAUCCAGAUAUAACAAUAGUUUUCAAGCCUGCUGAUUCAAAUUUGCUCUAUAAUAUAAUGAACGUUGAGCUGAAACGAUUCAACUCCAUAAAGGUGUUUUCACGAAUUGGAAUGGCCGACUUCAAAUGGUAUUUUCUUCAAAUACUUAGCCAAAUCAUAUCAGGAAAUUUUUUAAUUUCAUGUUUGACGGAUGGUUAUAGUUUUAUACUCAUGAAGAUUAACUUCAACAACCAACUUGAAGAAUUCUUAACACAUCCAGACAAGCCAGGUACCAAAAUUCCAAUGUCUUUUAAAUUGGUUGAUAUAACAAAAAGUGGUGUCACUGCAAAAGCUUCAAUUUUAGGAAUGUUAGAUGAUGAAGUAAGAAAUUUUUCAAAAUUAGAUUAUAAAAGAAAGAUCUCCAAAAUUCAAAGGCUUAAAGAGAUAUGCUUGAAAAGCAAUGUUGAUUUCGUUCACACCUUGUUAAACUGGGUUAACCACCAUUUUAGUGAAUCCAAAAACUAUCCAUCAUAUGAGAUUGAUUAUGCACCAGAUAUAUAUGAUGGAAAUCAUAUUUCAUUAUUUCAGAAUGGUCCUGGUAAAGGUCCUCAAAUUUUACUUGUUUCUAAAGCACUCUGCAAAAGGUUGUUAAAUGUCAAAUCAAUUAAAACCAAUGAUGAAGAACCUGUUGUUAUUUCCAUAUAUGAUCCAACUAGAUAUCAAAUUCAAAAUUAUACUGAAGGUGAUGCAAUAGGUUUGAAAGAAGCUCAAAAUUUGUUCAUGGAUAUGUAUAAGAAUCAAGUGAAGGCAUAUGAUAUAAUCAAAAGGUUCAAUCAACUGAAUGGAUCCAAAAUAAAUGUGUUGACACAUUUCAAAACUGGUAAUAUUAAAUUAAAGAUCAAAGAUUUCUCUUAUUAUGCUGGGAAAUUUAUAAUUCAUGAACAUGUUACAAGUAGACCUUCAACAAAACAACACUAUGAGCAAGCUAUUGAACAAGUUAAUUUGUUGAAUUUAGCUGGUAUCCAAUUAAAUGACAUUGCUGAAUCAGAUAUUGUUUUAUCCAAAGGAAAAAUCUACUUAACCAACUUUGAUAAUUCAACUUUUGGGAAUGAAAAUGAAGGUGAUUCUGGGUGCUUAUCCAUACUUGAGAGUUUGUUGGACGAUGUAUCAAAAUCUAAGAAGCCAAAGCAUGAAUGA
Hansenula ciferrii is the source of this 1953-nucleotide messenger RNA. RefSeq lists its product as uncharacterized. Lineage: Eukaryota; Fungi; Ascomycota; Saccharomycetes; Phaffomycetales; Wickerhamomycetaceae. The record is from RefSeq and is a predicted model, not a curated record. The transcript has a single exon. Bases 1 to 1953 code for a protein of 650 amino acids.